AUGAGCUCUGCAGACAUCCCUGGCCUCAACUACACCAGUCACCGGUACGGCGAUCAUACCCUCCAGCGAGUCGCCGUCUGGCAGUUUGAUGAUGAUGACGACGCACAAAAGGCGCCAGCGCCAGCGUCAGCUUAUUGGAUAAUCUUCGUCCACGGGGGCGCGUGGCGAGACCCCAGAAACACCGUCGAUGACUUUGUGCCACCCGUCCAGCACAUGGCCUCACGGGCGGAUCUGCCCAAAGCUGCCAUCCGGGGCUUUGCCAGCCUCGACUACCGCCUGUCUCCGCACCCGCUGUUUCCCCAGGAUCCCGCCUCGACGCCGGCCAAGGAGUUGCACAACGCCCGUCAUCCGGACCAUAUCCGGGACGUCGUCGCCGCGCUGCGCUUUCUCGACGGCGAGUAUGGCAUUGGCAACAACUACGUGCUCAUUGGCCACUCGGCCGGCGGUGCGCUGGUCCACCAGGUCGUCAUGAACAGCGACGCUUCGUGUGGCUGGGCUCCCGCAGUGCCGCUGCCAGCAGCCCUCAUCAGCAUAUCGGGCAUCCACGAUUUGAGAGGCAUGGUCGCCAGACACGGCGGCAUCUACGAAGAGUUCACGACUGGCGUCUUUGGCUCAGACAAGCGGGUUUGGGACGCAGUGUCUCCGGCAACAUUUGCUGGCAAUUUUAAGGACGUCUGGGGAGACGGGCCUCGUCUCGUCAUCUUAGCAAACUCUACAGAGGAUACCCUGAUCGAUAUGCCAGAGCUCGACGUUAUGGAAGCCAGGCUCAUCACAGACGGCAUCACACCGAUAGCCAUCAGGGACCUCAGCCUUGAACACGACGACAUUUGGAGAGAGGGCACACAAGUUGCGGACCUUGUAGCCAAGGCCGUGGCAAAGCUGCAACAGCCUUGA
Molecule: messenger RNA, 894 nt
Organism: Trichoderma gamsii
Lineage: Eukaryota; Fungi; Ascomycota; Sordariomycetes; Hypocreales; Hypocreaceae
Exons: 2
Coding region: 1-894 (297 amino acids)
Molecular function (GO): arylformamidase activity
Source: RefSeq, a predicted model, not a curated record